Messenger RNA from Aspergillus aculeatus ATCC 16872, 972 nucleotides. RefSeq names its product NAD(P)-dependent alcohol dehydrogenase. Gene Ontology annotation, biological process: alcohol metabolic process. The transcript is spliced from 3 exons. NCBI's taxonomy places the organism in Eukaryota, Fungi, Ascomycota, Eurotiomycetes, Eurotiales, Aspergillaceae. Gene Ontology annotation, molecular function: zinc ion binding; alcohol dehydrogenase (NADP+) activity. The record is from RefSeq and is a predicted model, not a curated record. The annotation marks the transcript as partial.
AUGAGCAUCGCAUUCGACGUAUUCCGCGGGUCGCCCGAGGGACGCAUCGUCGCGGACACGGUGACGCGCACCCUCGAGCUGCACGAGGUAUUCAUCGAGACCACCCACUCCGGGGUCUGCGGCACCGACGAGCACUACCUCAAGGCGGGCAAUGUGCUGGGCCACGAAGGGGUGGGCAUCAUCCGCGCCCUGGGGGCCGGGGUCAAGUCCGUUCAGGUCGGGGAUCGUGUGGGAUUCGGCUAUACGCACAGUAUCUGCGCCUCCUGCGAGGAAUGCGCGACCGGCCAUGAUCAGUACUGCCCGAACGUCAAGAUGUACGGGUUCCACGACCGGGAUAACGGCUCGUUCAGUCACGGCGCGGUCUGGGACGAGAACUGCGUCUACCGCAUCCCCGACGGGUACGACUCGAUCCACGCCGCCCCGCUGAUGUGUGCGGGCGCCAGUGUGUGGGAGAUCUUCAUGCAGUACGGGGUGCGGGCGACGGACCGGGUGGGGAUCAUGGGUGUCGGCGGCCUCGGCCACGUGGCCAUUAAGCUCGCCAGCGCCAUGGGGUGCCAGGUGGUGGUGCUGUCCAGCUCCGAGGCGAAGAGAAAGGAGGCAAUGGACUACGGGGCGUCGGAGUUCCAUGUCUUCCAGUCGGGGGGCCCGGUGCCCGAGGGUUUCCGUCAGGUGAAGCAUCUUCUGCUCUGUGGGAGUGCUGACGUUGAUUAUUCUUCUUUGAUGCCAUUGGUGGCGACUCGUGGCAGCAUCUACCCUCUCACGCUUACCCUGAAGCCCGCCCCGGUGCCUUUGGCCCGCCUCUUCCUUCGUGGCAUCAAGAUCCAAGGGUCGUUGGUGGCCUCCCGCCAGAAUAUCCGAUCCCUGUUCGAGUUUGCAGCGAGGAAGAAUAUCACCCCCACGACUAUGACCUUCCCCAUGACGCCAGCGGGCAUUGAGGACGCGAUGAAGACUCUGAGGGAAGGGAAGAUGAGA